Molecule: messenger RNA, 1356 nt
Organism: Periophthalmus magnuspinnatus
Lineage: Eukaryota; Metazoa; Chordata; Actinopteri; Gobiiformes; Gobiidae
Product: muscle M-line assembly protein unc-89-like
Exons: 4
Coding region: 1-1356 (451 amino acids)
Source: RefSeq, a predicted model, not a curated record
AUGAGUCCUGUACAGACUCAGUCGUGGCUCACACAGCUGUGGACACGUCACUGUCUGGAGUGUGACGAAGAUCCCACCAGUGUGAGAGUGGAGAGUGUUUGCCCAAGUCUGCGUCCCACGCCCAUCAUCACCCGCGACCUACAACCCCGUUCAAACCCCGCCCACUGUGUCUGGAAGAGCCACGCCCAUCAGCACCCGCAACCUCUGACCCAGCUCCAUACGCCUGGACACUUUGUCCUCAGAGACUCAGAGGACGUCCCACAGUCGAGGGGCAGCUGCCUGAACGUCCCCGUCCCCACAGAGGAGUCUGGUCCUGGGCUGUGGAGGCAGCGAGUGGAGGAUGAGCGGAGACUGUUUGGGUCAGAGGUUAAGGCUAACGCUAACGCUAACCCUGAUUGUUCGACUGCAACCACCACCACAACCACAACCACAACCACAACCACCACAACCACAACCACCACAACCACCACAACCACCACAACCACCACAACCACAACCACAACCUCGACCUUGACCUCGACCCAAACCCUGACUGUUCUCCUGAUCCAGACCUGUUCAGAUCUGUUCUGUUUGUGUGACACGAGCUCUUCAUCUUCAUCUUCAUCUCUCCUAUGUCUGCGUUUGAGCUCAUCCAAUCACAGAGCAGCAGAUGGAUUGGACCAAUCACAGAGCAGCAUUGUUGUUUGGGCGGAGCCAAAAGUUGAAGUGUGUUUAUGUGGGCGGCUGGUGACUCUGAACAUAAGUGACAUCAGUUUGGCUUGUGCCAAGUUUCAUUUUGGGACAAAGUCCAGAGAAGAGUCCAGAGAAGAGUCCAGAGAAGAGUCCAGAGGAGAGUCCAGAGAAGAGUCCAGAGUCCAGAGAAGAGUCCAGAGGAGAGUCCAGAGAAGAGUCCAGAGUCCAGAGAAGAGUCCAGAGUCCAGAGGAGAGUCCAGAGAAGAGUCCAGAGAAGAGUCCAGAGUCCAGAGUCCAGAGAAGAGUCCAGAGAAGAGUCCAGAGAAGAGUCCAGAGGAGAGUCCAGAGAAGAGUCCAGAGAAGAGUCCAGAGGAGAGUCCAGAGUCCAGAGAAGGGUCCAGAGUCCAGAGUAGUCCAGAGAAGAGUCCAGAGAAGAGUCCAGAGAAGGGUCCAGAGAAGGGUCCAGAGAAGAGUCCAAAGGAGAGUCCAGAGAAGGGUCCAGAGUCCAGAGUCCAGAGUCCAGAGAAGAGUCCAGAGAAGAGUCCAGAGAAGAGUCCAGAGAAGAGUCCAGAGGAGAGUCCAGAGGAGAGUCCAGAGAAGAGUCCAGAGAAGGGUCCAGAGUCCAGAGAAGAGUCCAGAGAAGAGUCCAGAGGAGAGUCCAGAGUCCAGAGGAGAGUCCAGUGA